Molecule: messenger RNA, 6265 nt
Organism: Pelmatolapia mariae (spotted tilapia)
Lineage: Eukaryota; Metazoa; Chordata; Actinopteri; Cichliformes; Cichlidae
Product: protocadherin alpha-C2-like
Exons: 3
Coding region: 1880-4300 (806 amino acids)
Biological process (GO): homophilic cell-cell adhesion
Cellular component (GO): plasma membrane
Molecular function (GO): calcium ion binding
Source: RefSeq, a predicted model, not a curated record
AGUUUACAUUCAGCAUUUUUUUAUACUGAUGUACUCUGUCAAUGUCCACCCCUCCGCUUACAAGUGAUUAGUGUUGGACUAAAUCAUUAAUUCAGUUUUGGAAUUUGAAUCCAUCCCAGUCCAGUCAGUUUACUUAAAUCUACCUACCUCUAUUUGUUUUUUAAUUUCUAUAUUUGGUGUUUGGGUCAAUAAGCAAAUCAGAGAUUCUCUCCAUCGUCAUUAAUGUGAUCAAAGGAAUAACUUUGUUAAUCUGACUAGAUAUCUGCUAAUGGAAUAUUUGUUGGGAAGAAUGAAAAAUAGCUUAUUGUUCAACUGUACAUUUUGUGUGUUCAGUUUUUUUUAAAGAAUUACACCCAAAACAUGUAACAAAUGAAGAUGAGAGAGUAAGAGUAUACAAACGUUGUCUAAAAAGAAAAAUUAGACAUGUUUUGAGGAAAUUAAAUGUGCCAUAAAUAUGAUAUUUACAUUUUGUUUAAAUACUUGAAAUAUUCUGACCAUAUAGCAAACACCUCAUGGUGAAACCUGUCGACUAUGAUUUUUGGGAGGAAACUUCUACACAGUAUAAAUGCAGAACCACAGAGACUUACAAAUGAGCCUAUGUGAGAACUGAGUUUUUAAGUAGGCUGUGCCAAUAGAGGUAAGGUCCAAAACUUAGAAACACUGCAAAUAGAGUGCAUAAAACCACAGACAGUAACAUGCCCUCCCCCCCCCAAAAAAAAAGAAAAGAUAAGAAAAUAUUACAUAGUCAGUUCAAGCGUUCAAAUAAAUAUGUUAAUAAUCGAGCAUACACAAACAUUUAAGAACGAAAACCUACAUAAACUACAAAAAUACAGACAUGCUUGGUGUGUUUGUUUAGUUUUGUUGACUGGUCUGAUCACUAACUGGCACUUACUUUUCUGUACUUGGCUGAAAUUAUUCUUAUUCUUAUUUUUAUUGUUAUUAUUAUUAUUAUUAUUAUUAUUAUUAUUAUUAUUAUUAUUAUUAUCUUAACUCUUUCCAUUGUCUCUUUGAGUGCACACUAUAUCGAUUAGCUUGCCUAAAUUUUAUGUGUAAAGUAGUAGGCAGGCAUUGUGUACCUUGCCAAUAGCGAGAGCAAACAGUCUUUAGGUGAGUGUGAUACAGACCCGGGUGAUGCAUACAGUUUAUUAAAUCGCAAUAAAGUUUUAUGGCACAAAAUAUGUAAUAUAAUUUUAGCGCCGUUUCAAAAAUAGAUGUGUCUUGCAAUUUAACCGGCCUUUAUAUCAUUCCUUAGGCACUGAAAACAGACAGAAAAGACGGGAAAAUCGGUAGCACAUCAUAACAGAGUAACCGCCAUUCGCAAUGCGCAGUGAUACAUUUGAUGUCAUUACUUGUCCAGUACUGUUUCACGCAUCAGCACAGGAAACCUCGCACUUCGCCAGGCAAACGGGAUACUGUGUUACAAACUCGCUGUUUUCUUCAUGGUAAUUGCGUAAUAAAGAAAAAAAGUGCAUGAAGAAAUGGAAAUAUGCCGAAAACUGGGAAGUACUUCGCGUGCAAUCACUAAUUCACGUCCCAGUUCGCAUCAGCAACUUCUUAAACGGGAAUUGAGAUGCCCUGAUUCUGUUGUUAUUUAAUGAAAACAACUGUAUUUUAUUUUUAUGUUUUUUUUUUUUUGAAAAAGUUGCACAAUUGUUUCCGUCGCUGUUUUGCAGAAAAACACACCCAUUAAUGAGGUCAUCGAUUUCACGUAAAUUUAUUGGAGGAAGGAGAGUAGGUGGUCCCAUUUAAAAUGUACGUCACUCGUGAGGAAGAAACAUUUUCUCUGGUGAUGUCCGUUUCGUGUGUUUAGUCAACAAGAGGACGAUUUACCUGCGUUUCCGCACAUUUCAAGGUGUUUCAGAGUUACGGAAGCUUCACGAUGAUGCACCAUCUCAAACAGUCAUGCGGGACAGGGUACGUUUCCCUGAGUUUCUUUCUUUCUGCUAUCGUGAAUACUGCGUCUUCAAUCACCCAUUAUUCUAUUCCUGAAGAAAUGGAGGAAGGUUCUGUUGUUGCAAAUUUAGCAACCGACCUGAGGUUAGAUGUGAAGACGCUGAAUGAAAGAAAAAUGCGCGUGGACGUAGUAGCUAACAAAAAAUACCUCGACAUUAACAAGGUAACGGGGGAGCUGUUCAUUUUAGAAAGGAUUGACCGUGAGUUUUUCUGUCCAUCGAAGACAACAUCAUACUGCGUUCUUAAAUUAGACGCUACUAUCGAGAAUCCAGUGCGAAUGUUUAAUAUUGAGGUGGAAAUAACGGACAUUAAUGACAACGCUCCACAUUUUCGGAGGGGGACGAUGCAUUUGGACAUUUCUGAAUCGAGUCCAGUGGGGGAGAGAUUCUCACUGAAUAAUGCUGCAGACCCAGAUGUCGGAACAAAUUCUGUGAAAAAUUACCAUCUGAGCUCAAGUGAACAUUUCUCAGUUGAAAUUCAGACCGGGAGAGACGGGACAAAGUUUGCAGACUUGAUUUUAAAAAAACCUUUAGAUAGGGAGAAGCAGGCUGUUCAUAAUCUAAUACUCACUGCUGUGGACGGUGGAGUUCCCACCCGCACAGGUACAGCCAGCAUCAUUGUUCGCGUGCUUGAUGUCAACGACAACGCCCCUUCUUUUGAAAAAGCAAAAUAUGUCGUAGAUGUGGUGGAAAACUCUCCAAUUGGCAGUCUAGUAAUUAAACUGAAUGCCACUGAUUUAGAUGAAGGAUCCAAUUCUGAGAUUGUUUAUUCAUACAGUUUGUAUACAUCAGAAAGGACCCAAAAGAUGUUUAACCUGAAUCCAGAAAAUGGUGAGAUCAGAGUCAAAGAGAUGAUAAAUUAUGAAGAUUUAAAACUUUAUGAAAUGGAAAUUAUAGCCAGUGAUAAGGGACCUAACUCAUUAUCUGGACAGUGUAAACUUACAAUACAGGUGACAGAUAUGAAUGAUAAUCACCCAGAAAUAUCAAUUAAAUCAUUUCAAAGCCCAAUAAAAGAAGACACACCCACGGACACAGUGAUAGCUGUAGUUAGUGUCAGUGAUAAAGAUUCAGGUGAUAAUGGAAUAGUUGAUCUUCAUAUUCCAGAUAAUAUGCCUUUCAAACUGAGGGAGUCCUCUGAUAACUAUUAUGAAUUAGUAGUGUCGGAGCCAUUAGACCGUGAGAAGGUGCCAGAAUAUGACAUCACUUUCACUGUGACAGACAGAGGCUCUCCUCCUUUAUCUGACAAUGAAACUAUGACUUUAGAGCUGCUGGAUGUUAAUGACAAUGUCCCACAGUUCCCCCAGUCAUUUUAUACUAUACGUGUCAUGGAGAAUAACGCACCUGGGGCCUUGCUCAGCUCACUCACUGCCUUUGACCCCGACCUCCAUGAAAACCAGUAUCUAGUUUAUUUCAUAAUAGAGAAGGAGAUAUCCAACACUUCCAUGUCCAUGCUGUUCUCCAUCAAUCCAGAGAACGGUAAUCUUUACGCACUCAAAACCUUUGAUUAUGAGAUUGAGAAGGAGUUUCUGUUCCACAUUGAGGCCAGAGACUCUGGCUCUCCUCCUCUCAGCAGUAACGUGACCGUCCACAUCAUUAUUGUGGACCAGAACGACAAUGCUCCAGUCAUUGUGUCUCCGUGGCGUGCACACGGCUCUGUGGUGGAGGAAAAGAUCCCCAGAUCCACUGAUAAAGGAUCCCUGAUUGCAAAGGUGAUAGCGUUAGAUACAGACUCUGUGCACAACUCUCGGAUCACCUACCAGUUUCUACAGGUGACUGACGCCACCUUGUUUAGUCUGGACCAAUACAACGGAGAGAUCCGGACUAUGAGGAUGUUCAGUUACAGAGAUCCACGCCACCAGAGACUUGUUGUUGUAGCCAAGGACAAUGGAGAGCCUGCUCUCUCUGCUACAGUCACCAUCAAGCUGACCACAAUGGAGACUGCUGUUAAAGCCUACUCUGACAUGACUGAGGAGCCUCUGGAAUAUGACAUCUUCUCAGACAUCAACCUGUAUUUGGUCAUCGGUCUGGGCUCGGUGUCGUUUCUGCUGCUCAUCACCAUAUUGGUCACCAUCGUGAUCAAGUGUCAGAAACCCAAGCCCAGCAAAGCAGCUCCUCCCUCCAGGAACAGUGUGAUCAGUGAGAGGAACUCCACCAUCGCAGACUCCACUCUGGUCUCUAACGAUGCCUACUGGUACAGUCUGUUUCUAGCAGAGACCAGGAAAGGAAAGCUGGUGGUUAGACAGCCUCUGCCAAAGGGCUCCAGGUACAUUGUGUCCAGCAUACCGAGAGGGACAGGACUGACAGACACUAGUGACUCAGCAGCUUCUACUCUGCAGUACCCUAAAUGAAGGAAGUCCGCUCUGCAGUUGGAGGCAUCCACAACCAGCAGCAGCAGUUCCACAUAAGACCCCCAUCCACCUGCAGCGUACAGGAUUAACACUGACAAGAAUGGCUUCACAGAGGAAAGAAGAAACCUCUAACCAUAUAUCCCCCUCCAGGUCUGUCCUGCUGAGUCUGUAAAAACAUGGCCCAGUGCUUUGUCUUUGAACCCAUGAAAAGACAGUCAACAAUGCAUCCCUGUCCAUUCAGUAUGCAUGAUAAGACAGCAUGGUUUCAACCACACUUCAACUGUCAUAUAUUAAAAAGAAAAUUUCAAGAGGAGAUGCAAUGAAAUGGACUAUCUGAAAAACUGUGCCAGUGGAUAUUAAAAGAAGCCACAUCAAAGAGUAAAAAAGUGGACAUGGAAAUGUUGAAAUGCCUUGAAAAUACACUCUCUCUCUCUCUCUCUCUCUCUCUCGCUCUCUUCAAAAAAUGAAACGCAUAAGAUAUCAUAUUUUUAACUGCUCUGCUUUGUCUUGGUCCACUACAGCUUUGUUGUAUGAUAAAUAGGGUAACUAAGGCGUGAAAUAGCACAAUUAACUAAACAUCAGAAAAGCACCAACCUACAGUUUCAAUGUAUGAAAUAAGAGAAAAUCAGUAUUUUGUAAAUGUGGUAACUUUGAGUACUUUUAUGUUUUGUACUUGACUUUGUGCUUUAUAUGUGAACUGGGCCUGAAGAUACUGUAUGACUUAGAGUGCUGAGAGAUAAGAUCAAUAAGUGUACAGAACAGAAAAGAUCAAGGCCUUUAGCCAUUAUGCCUUUAAGUUGUUUUUGCAUGGAAGACUUCAAGUACUUUUGACAGCUUUAGUUAUUUUAUUAUAUUAAGCAACAUUUUUGCAGUUAAGUCUCACUGUUUCACUUGAUUUUUCCGAACAAUAUGGAAAGAUUUUAAUGGGACAAUAAUGGCAGUAAAUCAGUAUAACACCUUUUAAUCAUGAUGUCCUAAGAGGUUUAGAAGAUGUCAAAAAAAUCUAUAAAACAGCACAAUGACAUUGCUUUGGACUCAGAAAAUGAUUUAAUCAAAGCCUAAAUUAAAAUGUGCAAUGUCGCUUAUUAUUUAUUUUAUGUGCUCCUCCAGAAUGAGGCUUGGAUUUUAAAUGCAACGUAAGUGAAUACAGUGAGCCUUUAGCACUCUGUACAGUAUAUGCACCACAAACAUGAACAUGUACAGUCACCUGUCAAUGUCUAGAUCCAAGUUCUGGCUGUUCCUUCAUUUUGAUGUCUUCUGCAGUGUUUAAAACCGAAGAACCAAACAUGUUCGUUUAAUCCUUACACUUCAGAAACAAUGUUGUUAUGGUUGAUUUCACUCAGUGAAAGCUGUUCUAAUGUUUAUCACUGACUAACUGUAUGUAUAUGGAUAUGCAUAUGCAGCACCUUAUCUAGGAUACAGAUAUAAUUCAUAUAUAAAGUAUCUCAUUUGUAUGUAUCUAUGAAUAUGCCUUUCAUUUUCAGUACCAGUGCUUUUGCAACUUUUAAUGUGAAAAAAGUGGAACUCCUGUGCCAUAAGAUUUAUGACCCCAACUAGUAUGUUUAGCACAGCUCAUAAAGCAUUACUUUUGAGAAGCUCAAAUAUCUUAAAAACAUAUGCAGUAAGGGCCUUUGUACAGUGGUACUUUUAUGGUGCAAUAUAUGGUAACUUGUGUAAUGUGAGCUAACUGUGAUCUGUGGUUUGGUCUGUAAGAUUCAUUAAAUACGAAACAGAAUAAACUAAAAGGCAUUUAGUACUCAUUUUGGAUAGCUGGAUUAUUUAAUAAUUUUUUCAAAUGUAAUACAUUUUAAGCAACACUCGUCUAACCAUCUAACUGGAUAGUAUCGAGAGAGAGAGACACACACACUCGUCUGUUAUAAUUAAAUGCAUUAAAAUGCCAAAGUGCAAGUUCCUCUCCCAUCUUUGUAAACUUGUCAACCAACUCAGUCAAAUUUCUCUACAGUA